Cygnus atratus (black swan) is the source of this 333-nucleotide messenger RNA. Its product is annotated as guanylin-like. The transcript is spliced from 3 exons. The coding region runs from base 1 to 333 and encodes 110 amino acids. Lineage: Eukaryota; Metazoa; Chordata; Aves; Anseriformes; Anatidae. The record is from RefSeq and is a predicted model, not a curated record. Gene Ontology annotation, molecular function: guanylate cyclase activator activity. Gene Ontology annotation, cellular component: extracellular region.
AUGGAAGGCUUUCUUUCCUUUACAGUCCUUAUACUCCUUUCACUGGUACACAGCUCCCAGGGAGUCUAUGUCCAGGAUGGCGACUUGAAAUUCUCCCUUGAAUCUGUGAAGAAGCUAAAGGAGCUCAUGGAUGAGAACAGAAGCAUUAACCCUCGCAUGGUGGCUUCAAAGACUACCUAUUCUCCAUGCAAAGAAAAAGAUCUUCCUGAGGAGUUCCAAGCUGUGUGUAAAAGAGAAGAUGCACCCAUGAUUUUCGAGAGGCUGAGCACAGCUGUCAGAGAAGCUGAUUUGUGUGAAAUCUGUGCCAAUGCUGCCUGCUCUGGUUGCUUUUGA